Molecule: messenger RNA, 735 nt
Organism: Adineta ricciae
Lineage: Eukaryota; Metazoa; Rotifera; Eurotatoria; Adinetida; Adinetidae
Source: the annotation of a GenBank genome assembly
AUGAACUACUCAACUGCACCAUGCUUUUUCCAAGCCGAUCACAUACCUGUAUCUUAUGAUGCUGAUCGAACUGAAAUUAGUGUUCUACUGUUCGGAACAGCUCCGCCGAGUGAGUUCCGAUCGAUGCUCGAAUACUUGUUGUACCGAGCCGGCUGUUUUCAUUUACAACAUACAAAUUUAUGUCAAUAUAAAAUCUGCACAAAUCACUAUGAUUACCUGACAUCCCGUGAGCGUAACAACAGCUGUAGACUGUGCAAGACGGUCCGAGGAUGUCCGACAGUUAGAACAACUCAUCUUCAAGCAGUUACUAAAUCAUUAGCUUUACAAGUAUGGAAAGAAGGACGUCCGGUGUAUACGUGGGUUGUAUACGCGAAACCCGUAUGCAGUAUAUGCCGAAAAUAUUUUGACAGAGCGAAUGACACAAAUGCCAUGCGUUCUACUAGUGAGCAUUGUCCAUCUGAACCAGCGUCACAACAUAGCAAUUAUGAGCCACAAUUCGAAGAUUUGACGAACUCUCGGCAUCCAGACUAUUUUGAACUACUCAAACGAUGUCUUGUUGAAACCAGAUUUACCGGUCGAAUACAAAAAAUCUCGUCUUUCACUAAACUUACUGAGCAUAGCCUACGUAACGUUCAAACUCAAACACUGAAAAUUCUUCUCGCAAAUGAUGCUGAAGAAGUAUGGAAGGAUAUUAUCGACACCUAUCAAUCGAAUUCUCAUGAAGAUCAAAGCUAG